AUGUCCACGACAACCUUUCUCGUCGGGGCCUCAUCCAUCGUGACCGCCUCCAUCGGUGCCGACCUGCACAUGACCCAGUCGCAGAUCGUCUGGAUCGCGGCCGCGUCUACCCUGACCGCAGGCGCCUUCCAGCUCGCCGUCGGCCAGCUGUCCGACCUGCUGGGCCGCAAGCUGGUGUUCCUGGCCGGCAUGGGCUCCUUCGCCGUCUUUGUCCUGCUGCUCGGCUUUGCGCAGAACCCCUUCUGGAUGGACAUCGUCCUAGGCGUGCUGGGCAUCAGCUGUGCCAUGGUCGUCCCGCCUGCCGGUGGCAUCCUGGGCCAGGCGUACGGGAGGCCGAGCAAGAGGAAGAACAUGGCCUUUGCGGCCUUUUCGGCCGGGAAUCCGCUCGGAUUUGUGUUGGGAAGCAUUGCUUGUGGGAUAGCCACGAGAAUCUUUAGUUGGAGGGCCUCGUUCUACUUCAUCUCUAUGCUCUGGGCAGUAUUCUUCCUCUUUGCUCUGUGGGCCGUACCCAAGGUCGAAGCAUACGCUCCCGGACAGCCCUUCAAGGAGCGUCUCGGAAUGUUUGUCAAGACCUUUGACUGGCUUGGGGCUGUCCUCACCUUGUUUGGGACGGGCAUGCUGUCCGCUGGAAUCACUCUGGGCCCGACAGAUGGCUGGAAAUCCCCAGUGACUCUCUGCCUGCUGAUCAUAGGCAUUCUUCUCAUCGGUGUCUUUAUGUACUGGGAGACCAAAUAUUCUAAUCCCAUGAUGCCGCCUUUCAUCUGGAAAGAUAGGAAUUUCAAUCUCAUCAUGGUCGUCGCAGUGCUCGGCUUCAUGGCAUUCCAGUCCACCUCCUUCUACCUGGCCUACUUCAUGCAGGAGAUCAAACAGUGGGACGCCCUGAACAUCGCUGUCCACCUCCUGCCGCAGGUCAUCGCCGGCCUGGCCUGGAACGUUCUCAUCGGAAGCGUCCUCCACAAGGUCAACAACACCCUGAUCAUGGCCGCCGGGUCACUGUCGUACCUGGCCGCCAACCUGCUCCUGUCUUUCAUGAAGUCCGACAGCUCGUACUGGGCCUUUACCUUUCCUGCUUUAAUUCUGAACGUUGUCGGGGCGGAUUUCCAAUUCAACGUGGCUAAUAUGUAUGUAAUGCAAUCUCUCCCGCCCCAGCAACAAGGACUCGCAAGCGGGAUAAUGAACACCCUGAUCCGCCUCUCUUGCACCGUCGCCCUCGGCAUUGCCACAGCCGUCUACACCUCUAUCGAGACCUCCGCAGCAGGCCAGGCACAGCCCAUGCUCAAGUUCACGCGCACCUUCCAGGUGUCUGUCGCGCUGGCGGCACUCAGCUGUCUGUUUGUCCCGUUCCUGCGCGUGGGAACACAGGCCGGUCUGAAGAGCAAGGAGGAAGUAUAA
Messenger RNA from Cryphonectria parasitica EP155, 1392 nucleotides. Its product is annotated as MFS general substrate transporter. The coding region runs from base 1 to 1392 and encodes 463 amino acids. Gene Ontology annotation, cellular component: membrane. The transcript is spliced from 6 exons. Gene Ontology annotation, molecular function: transmembrane transporter activity. The record is from RefSeq and is a predicted model, not a curated record. Gene Ontology annotation, biological process: transmembrane transport. Lineage: Eukaryota; Fungi; Ascomycota; Sordariomycetes; Diaporthales; Cryphonectriaceae.